This is a messenger RNA of Aedes albopictus (Asian tiger mosquito), 1150 nucleotides long. RefSeq lists its product as uncharacterized. Gene Ontology annotation, biological process: regulation of transcription by RNA polymerase II. NCBI's taxonomy places the organism in Eukaryota, Metazoa, Arthropoda, Insecta, Diptera, Culicidae. The coding region runs from base 470 to 1141 and encodes 223 amino acids. The transcript has 6 exons. The record is from RefSeq and is a predicted model, not a curated record. Gene Ontology annotation, cellular component: nucleus; transcription regulator complex.
GGAGCACAAUGGAUCCGGUUGGCAAUCCGUUUUUUUGACAUUUGUUUUAAAUUAACAUGAUCAAAUGGGUCAACGCAGAAUGCGUCCGGAAUGAGUUUGCGGUUUUGUACUAAAGUGUACUAAACGCAAACUCGACCGCAAAGUCCGCCGGAAGAUUUGACACAUUUCAAAUCUUGCGCUUGACUUUGCGGCGAGCGUUUUAUUUUGGUUGUGUUUUUGAUUUGAUUAAUUGAGUGUUUGUCCCAACGAAAAGUUAAAAUAGACCCGAAAAACUGCGCCUUUACGGAUUUAAACGGCGGAAACAGGGAGAAAAGAAGCCGUAACCACUGCAGUGCGAUCAUUCAGGAGCCGAUGCCUACGGAUCUCAGACUAGUAUAGCAGAUGCUGUUUCUCCUGCCAUCGGCAAAUCAAGUAGUUUGAUCCAAACUGUUGGAAAAGUAACGUGUCCAUCUACCGAGAAUCUAGCAAAAUGGAUGAUACACAAAAUAUCGAGGAGGAGACAAGCAAUGUCAACGAAAAAAUUAUUGCAUUUGUGAAAGAACAUAAGGUACUCUACGAUAAAAGUAUGCGGGCAUACAAGAACAAUAAUAACAGAAACAAGCUUUGGGCGCAGUUGGCAUCAGAAAUCGACAUGGACGUGAAAUCCUUGACAACCCGUUGGAGAUCUCUAAGGGAUCGAUACGUAAAGGAAUUAAAAUCAACAGAACUAUCUCAUCGAUCUGGAGCGGAGGCGAUUGACGGCGACGACACAUGGGAAUUCAUGGAACACAUGGUAUUCCUGAAAGAGCAUGUUGCCAAAAGAAAGACUACGAGUAACUACGAUGGGCCAGGCCAAACCGAUUUUCAUGAAAUGGUCGAAGAACACCUUCAGGAGCAUUCAGAAGGCACACUGUCUGGAACACCAACAUCAUCGAGGAAAAGGAAAGCCGACGACAUCGACGAAAAAAUGUCGUCGCUUUUGGACAAGUUCAUCACCAGCAACGACAAUACAAACGAGAAGCAUGCAGCAUUUGGCAAACUUGUUGCGCACAAAUUAUCGUUGUUUCCCGAUCAUAUUUCUGAUCAGGUUGAAGCUCAGAUACUGAAUGUCAUUUACACGACUGCUGAAAAUUGUCGUGCGGAAACUAGCACUCAGGAGUAGUUUAGCAUG